GGCGGGCUCCGAUCAAGGGAACUGGACGCAGCGGCCCGGGCAUGAGAAGCUAAGCACCUGAGGCAAGGCGGGCAGACAGCAGCAUCAUGCAGGCAGCGGCGGCUGCGCCCGUGCCCUUCUUGCUGCUCUGCGCCCUGGGGACCUGCCCCCUGGCGCGCUGCGGCCGGCCAGGAGACGCCUCGCUGACAGAGCUGGAGAGAGGGAACGAAAACCGCUUCCAGGGGCGCCAGAGCAUCGUGCCACUGCGCCUCGUCUACAGCUCCGGCGGCGAAGACGAAACUCGGCACGACCAGCUCAACACGCGGGUGCGGGGCGACCCCGGAGGCCGGCAGUUGACUCAUGUUGACCGGGCGAGCUUCCAGGUUGAUGCCUUUGGAACGUCAUUCAUUCUCGAUGUCCUGCUAAACCAUGAUUUGCUGUCCUCUGAUUACAUCGAGAGACACAUUGAACAUGGAGGCAAGACGGUGGAAAUCAAAGGAGGAGAGCACUGUUACUACCAGGGCCAGAUCCGAGGAAAUCCUGCUUCAUUUGUUGCAUUGUCAACAUGCCAUGGACUUCAUGGGAUGUUCUAUGAUGGGAACCACACAUAUCUCAUUGAACCAGAAGAAAAUGAGACCUCCCAAGUAAAUGCAAAUGAGGAUUUCCAUUUUCAUUCAGUUUACAAAUCCAGACUGUUUGAAUUUCCUUUGGAUGAUUUUCCAUCUGAAUUCCAACAAAUGAACAUCACCCCACCAAAGUUUAUUUUGAAGCCAAGACCAAAAAGGAGUAAACAGCAGCUUCAUCGAUACCCACGUAAUGUAGAAGAGGAAACCAAAUACAUUGAACUGAUGAUCGUGAAUGAUCAUCUCAUGUUUAAAAAACAUCGACUUUCCAUUGUACAUACCAAUACCUAUGCGAAAUCUGUGGUGAACAUGGCAGAUUUAAUAUAUAAAGACCAACUGAAGACCAGGAUAGUACUGGUUGCCAUGGAAACUUGGGCAGCUGACAACAAGUUUGCCAUAUCUGAAAACCCAUUGAUCACCCUACGUGAGUUUAUGAAAUACAGGAGGGAUUUUAUCAAAGAGAAAAGUGAUGCAGUUCAUCUUUUUUCGGGAAGUCAAUUUGAGAGUAGCCGGAGCGGGGCAGCUUAUAUUGGUGGGAUUUGCUCGUUGCUGAAAGGAGGAGGCGUGAAUGAAUUUGGGAAAACCGAUUUGAUGGCAGUUACACUUGCCCAGUCAUUAGCCCAUAACAUUGGUAUUAUCUCAGACAAAAGAAAAUUAGCGAGUGGUGAGUGUAAAUGUGAAGACACCUGGUCUGGAUGCAUCAUGGGAGAUACUGGUUAUUAUCUCCCCAAAAAGUUCACCCAGUGUAAUAUCGAAGAGUACCAUGACUUCCUGAAUAGUGGAGGUGGUGCCUGUCUGUUCAACAAACCUUCUAAGCUUCUUGAUCCCCCUGAAUGUGGCAAUGGCUUCAUUGAAACUGGAGAAGAGUGUGACUGCGGGACCCCUGCAGAAUGCAUCCUCGAAGGAGCAGAGUGCUGUAAGAAAUGUACCUUGACCCAGGACUCCCAGUGCAGUGAUGGGCUCUGCUGUAAAAAGUGCAAGUUUCAGCCUAUGGGGACUGUAUGCCGAGAAGCGGUGAAUGAUUGUGAUAUUCGUGAAACAUGCUCAGGAAAUUCAAGCCAGUGUGCCCCUAAUAUUCAUAAAAUGGAUGGAUAUUCAUGCGAUGGUGUUCAGGGAAUUUGCUUUGGAGGAAGAUGUAAAACCAGGGACAGACAAUGCAAAUACAUCUGGGGGCAAAAGGUGACAGCAUCAGACAAAUACUGCUAUGAGAAACUGAAUAUCGAGGGGACUGAGAAGGGAAACUGUGGGAAAGACAAAGAUACCUGGAUACAGUGCAACAAGAGGGAUGUACUUUGUGGUUUCCUUUUGUGUACACAUAUUGGCAACAUCCCAAGGCUUGGAGAACUAGAUGGUGAAAUCACAUCCACUUUAGUUGUGCAGCAGGGAAGAACAUUAAACUGCAGUGGUGGGCAUGUUAAGCUUGAAGAAGAUGUAGAUCUUGGCUAUGUGGAAGAUGGGACACCCUGCGGUCCCCAAAUGAUGUGCUUAGAACGCAGAUGUCUUCCUGUGGCCUCUUUCAACUUCAGUACUUGCUUAAGCAGUAAAGAAGGCACUAUUUGUUCAGGGAAUGGAGUUUGCAGUAACGAGCUGAAGUGUGUCUGUAACAGGGACUGGAUAGGGGCAGACUGCAAUAUUUACUUCCCUCACAAGGAUGAUGGAAAUGCUGGUAUCAUUCUGUCUGGCAAUGGUGUUGCUGGCACUAAUAUCAUAAUAGGGAUAAUUGCUGGCACCAUUUUAGUGCUGGCCCUCAUAUUAGGAAUAACUGCAUGGGGUUAUAAAAACUAUCGGGAACAGAGACAGUUACCCCAGGGAGAUUAUGUAAAAAAGCCUGGAGAUGGUGACUCUUUUUAUAGCGACAUUCCUCCUGGAGUCAGCACAAACUCAGCAUCUAGUUCUAAGAAGAGGUCAAAUGGUCUCUCUCAUUCCUGGAGUGAAAGGAUACCAGACACAAAACAUAUUUCAGACAUCUGUGAAAAUGGGAGACCUCGAAGUAACUCCUGGCAAGGCAACGUGGGAGGUAACAGAAAGAAAAUCAGAGGCAAAAGAUUUAGACCUCGAUCUAAUUCAACUGAGAGGGAGCCCCAAGCACCUGAGCCUGGGCACUCCCUCGCCCAGACAGUCCCAUCCCAAGGCAUAAGCCCAGGGGGCUCUGACAGCCCCCAGACAGGGAGUCUGGAUCACAGGACUUUAUCUCCUGCCAAGUCUCCUUCUUCAUCAACUGGAUCUAUUGCCUCCAGCAGAAAAUACCCUUACCCAAUGCCUCCACUUCCUGAUGAGGAGAAGAAGGUGAAUCGACAAAGUGCCAGGCUAUGGGAGACAUCCAUUUAAGAUCAACUGUUUACAUGCAACACAUCGAAACUGUUUACUUCAACUUUUGUAGAAAUCCAGCCUCCGAGAAUCACUGCAAAUAUAUCUGCUCUUCAGCCAACACAAGACCCUCUGAAAUACCCAGAGGAGAGAAAGCCAAAUCUCACACAUGGAUACCAUUUUCUUUUUGUCAUUGGCUUAAGAUUCAACUGAACCAAGAAAAGAACACUGAAAUGUCACACAAAAACACAGAACAAUAAGGGUACUGGUAUGUUAAUGGAAAAACCGGCAUGACAGAUAUAUGUAGAAAUGUCAAUAAAAAUUAACUCACAUGACCCAAAUGUAGCAAGUUUCCCAAGGGACAGUAAUGGAUUUGGAACCUGACAUUCUGAAGCACAUCCUCAUUGUAAACAGUAAUGCUGUAUGCAUGAACCUUCUGUUUAUUGCUUUCCAUAUUUAAGGAAACAACAUCCCAUAAUAGAAACUAGCAUGCAGGGCUAAGGCAUAUAGGAUUUUUCUGCAGGACAUUAAAGCUUUGAGAGGCCAAUAUCCCAUGCUAACUUUAAACAUGUAUUUUAAUUUUAUUUUUUUUACUUUUCAUAUUUAUAUCAACAUACAAGGACAAUUGUACAUAUGUAAACACUUUUAAAAUUUAAACAAAAGCAGCUGUUACACACAAGUGUAUUUUGCCAAAUGCCUGAAAGCAGUGAGUCACAGUCACAUCAUUGUCCUCCAUCAAUGGUCUUCAAAGAGUAUAAGCAAAUGGUGUUGUAAAUAUAGUGGUCAAUGCUGUAAAUGUGUCUUUCCAUAACUGAUAAAUGUCUAAACCACGUGAAAGCCAUUAUAAACUGUGUACAGUCUGGAGGCAAUUUUAUUGAGCAAUUGAUUAGGAGAAAGAAAUGUCCAGCAACACAUCUCCCCUCCAUAGCUUUAGGAGUGUAAUACAACUUUCAUAUGACCUAGACAGCCUACCACAGAUGGGUUCCUCAGGAAUCAGCCAGUGUGUCCACCUCUUACCUAGGAGCACGUAGUGCCUGCGACAGUGACUGUUCAGUAUAGUUCAUGAACUAGUCUCACUGGGAGGCCACUAGAUCCUCUCUAGUGUGUCCUGCUGAAAUGGAGCCAGAUGCGCCAGGCAGAUACCACAGGCUGCCUUUGAAUUGGUAGCUUGCAUCUUGCCAAUACACAAAUCCUUUGCGGCCAGAAGUUUUAUUUAUUCCUGGACAGGUUUUUUUUCAGCCAUCCUUCUCUGCAUAAGGGAUGGCUUAUUUUAAAAAACAACUUUCACACUGUUGAUUGAAGGAUAUUUAUCACCACUGGGAUGUGAAUUCCAGCACUGACUUUGAAGCAAGAUGAGGCAUAUAGUUCUUCUAUUUGAGCUGGAAAGCCUCAAUAGAGCAUAAAGGGUUCAAUAAAAUCUAAAGCCAUAAGGAUGCCACAAUGGUGAAGUUCCACAACAGCCGGGGAAGUGAAAAUAAUCUGGUGUUGUCAACACUAUAAAAAUCAGAAAAAAAAGAGAAAUCUGCAUUUAAGCCCCUUCUUUAGAACCCGUGCUUAACAGUUGUUGUAAUACAGCUCUAGUGAGGUCUGAAUUUGAUGAACCACAUGGUCUGCUGUAAUGUGUACUUCUGAUUUCAACCCUCCCUUCCUCUAACUCCCCUGUAUUUUUUUUCUCGAGAGGAAUGAAAUCAGCAGACAGGAUUUAAGAAAUGUCAUCUAAAUUUGAUUUCAUCCUGUAAUGUCCACGGGAAAAUGCACUUCAUCUUCAUGUAUCUUAGAAGCCCACAUCGAAGUUCAAAGCACUGUUUUCCACUCUGCAUUCCUGUCUUCUGUAAUGGGCCUCUCUUCUGAGAAUAUUUGAAAGGCAAUUUGACUAUCUAAUGUCAUACAGUGUAAACAGAAUUUAUGACCAAAAAGAGGAUGAUAAGAAAUGCUGUGGUUAUUGAUACCUCAAUGAAACUAUCCAUCAGACUAAAGUUUAGGUGAAUGCUGGCCACUGUUGUUGUGUAAGCUCAAGCCAAGUACAGAGGGGCAGACAGAUGAAAAGAUGACGCACGUGAAGGAACUUUUGACAAAGACCACUUUAAAUGUGCACCGAAUGUUUUCUGGCAUAGUGUAUAUAAAGCUGUGUUAUAGGGUUUAUUUUGACUAUAAAAGAUUUGAAUAUAGAUUUGAAUAUUUGAAUAUAGAUUUGAAUGCAAGGUGCCUCAUGUAAAUAUGCUUCCUAGUUACAAGCACUAAUUCACAAGAAUACACAAAUAGCUAAUUAGUUGAUUAUUCUAUCCAUCAAUGCAUCCAUCUGUCCAUCCUUAACAUCCCAAUUUUUACCUGAAAUUAGUUCAAACAAAAGAUCAUUAUCAUGUGCCUUUUGGGAUAUAAGGUCACCAUAGUGAUGUACAGUUUGUAAUAAACGUCCUUGGUAAUAACCUUCAUAAGACCUGAAUUAAAAGAGGCUUUAUUUAAUUUACAGAGAUCAGGAUUUGAGAAAUAUAAUAGUUUUGAUAUUCUGUUCUGAAUACAUACUCUUUUUCCUAUGUUUAAACAUUCUUGGGACUAUUUCAGGACUUUGACAAAUUUUCGUCUUGAUGAAUAGUUUGAAGAAGUAUCUAUGUGUGUAUUUAUGAUUGGCAUACUUGAGCAUUACCUCUGUAUUUGAUUUUAAUUCACUGAGGUAGAUAGAAUGGACCCUGAGCACCAAAUAAAAGCACAGUGAUUAUUUCUUACAUAUCUAUUUUGAAAAUAAUCUUUGGGGCUACAUAGUUUACAUCAUGUAACAAACAUAUUCCCCAGCCCACUAUGGAGUACUAAUAAGCAGAGAUGAGCAGUUAUUUGCCUUUUAUAUUCCAGUGUAUGCCUUUUUCCCCACAGGUUUCCUUUUUUCUUAAGUUAUGGAGAAAGAGAAGAGUUCAGAUUGACAACUCUUCUGUUGUAAGUGUUCCAUUUACCUAUAUCAGCACAGUACGAACUCCACUGAGUAACAUAUCUGUCUCUACGAAGUGUUACCAGGGAAGUUGUGGGAUAUCAGGGGACCCUAAGGAAUGGGAUAGCCAGAUGAACUGUUCUUUCCACCCAGCCACUUUCUUUACAUGGGAAGUGAACUCAGCUAGCUAAAAAAUGGCCCAACUCAUAAGCAGUUAGUGGAUAUUAGUAAUGAGGACUUCUUCAAACAGCUCAGCACAGUGGAUUGCUCUAUUAUUUGCAGUUGCUGUAAUUGUAAAGAAACUUAGCACCUCUAUUAGGAAUAACCUCUCUUUAAAGAUGUUCCCUGAAGAAAAUAUUGACAGUUCAGCAAAUGUAGGAUUAGAAUGUCAUACUUCUCUGUUUGAUGUUGGUGCUUUACUAUCACUGCAGCUUCUGUUUCCCUUUUGUUUUGUAAGGUUUUUAAAAUUGUGUUUGUGAAUGUGGCCAGUCCAGCAUAGGAUUCUGAAUGUUGGAUAAGAUUUAUACUGGAAGCUGCUUUGAAGAUAAAAUUAAUAUUCUUUGCAAAUCUAGAGAAAGUCUCUCAGAAUUCCAUGCCAAGCAGACAUUCUACAGUGUUUUCUAUUGAUCCUCUUGCCUAUUUGCAUAAUUUCAUCCUGGCUGUACUACUAGAUCUUGUGACUCCUUUACUUAUUACCCUGUAAGCAAGCUUUGUUCUCUUGAGAGUCAUCUUUGAGAGAGAGACGGUAUGGUAUUUCUGCUCACUUCUUCGAGUCUUUCAAAAUUAAGUUUGUUCACUUAUUUAUUUUACCAUUCCAUUUCCUUUUGUCAUGUAGUUCUACCCUAACCUCACCUACACACAACAUGAUAACUAUUUUCUUAUGUUAUUCAGCAUAGUAAGUUCUUAUCGUGCUCAAAGGAAAGAUAUUAGGUACUUUGCAGAAGAAAGUUUGGAAUUAAGAGAACUAAAGCGAAAGACAUAGCUGCUCACAAACCUGCUUGGGAUGCCACUAGAGGCUACACUUGUGCCCCACCAAGGAUUAUGUGAAUAGUAUGCUACUAGUUGGUGAGUUGGCAUGGAUUUCCCAUGAAACACUGACUUGCAGCAUAUCGUCUACUUUUUAUGCUCCAAAUUAUCUACUUCCCCUUUGCUUUUGCCUUCUAGAAUUAUUUUCCUCCUUAAGUGUAAAGUCAAAAUGAAUGCCAUCUUCUUGCUCUAUAAGGUACGAUUGAUAAAAAGCUAACAUUUCUAUGAAAUGAGGCUUAAUUUGGAGUUCAAAUAUUUCUUCCCCUCAUCUGAGAUAUUUACUUUUAAACGAUUCGGCCAGAAGGCUACUCUGAUUUUGGACAAGCACCUUGUCACCUGGCACCACAGAACUAGGGGUUUUGAUGAACGGUUCCUCUGCAUACUGUAUUGAGGCACCCAGUCUACCAUUGUGAAAACGGAUGUGGCAGCAUUUUCUGUCUCCCACGGUUCUGGCUCUAUGAGCAGCCUGCUGCCCAGGUGGAUCUGCUAGGAAGUGUUGGCACCUGCUUUCACCAUAUGCUUUGGGGGCACUUUUAGUUCCAAGAAUAUUCCUACCACACCUGCAGAUGCAGAGCAAACAUGUACUCUAUUCCCAUCUUCUUCAUUGUUUUGUCAGUCCCCAACAUGAAGCAUCUUCAUUUUGUAAGCAGAAAAUCAAAACAAACAGCCAAAACCAAAAAAAAAAAAAUGUUGCAUAAUUAGUGUUGUUUCUGCCUUUUAUAUUGUGUUGACUCUAUAAAUACUUCAUGGUUGAGUGGUUCUGUCCCUUUUUCAUUGUUUGUAGAUCCUGCAAUGCUGGGAAGAUUCUCCAGGAGUGGCAGGACUUUAGUGAGGGGCAUUGUCAUUUUGUGUCCCUAUAAAUAUUGUUGGAAUAAAUCCAGAAAAAAAUGUGUUUUCUUGUUUUAGUUUACAAAAAAGUCAAAUAAUGAGAAUAAGCAAUCUUGUUAAGAUAAUGUAUUUACAAAACCAUAGUAGCUUUAGGUUUUAUGAACGUUAGUUUUCCUCAUACAUACACACAUAUUUAUGUAUAUGCAUAUGUAUAUUUGUGUACAAGUAGAUAUAUGCAUAUAUGAGUAUACAUAUGCAUGUGUGUUUAUAUAUGGAUACACUUUAGGGCCUAGUCUUUUGCUUUAGGGAGUUUCAGAUGGUGAUUUGUGUUUUUGGUGGUUAAACUCUAACAUACUUCGAAUAGCCCAAAUCUUUAAAUAUAGCGGUGCUAAGUUUUAUCAGAUAACACAAUACAGAAAGUGCUGAAUUAUUACAUUUAGUAAUAACACCAGAGUUCCUGCUAAAUGAUAUACGUAUAUCACUGCCUGAUUAGAAACCCCACUUUUCUUUUAUAAUCCAGCACAAAAAUUAAACUGUGAUUCUGCAAACGGUCUUUUUAAUGGAAAAAAAAUCAAUACAAUACUUUUGUUUUGUAUGGGAAUCAUUUUUUUUUACACGAACAGUGCUUAGCUAAAGGUUCAAAAGGUACUAAUAAGCAUGCACUCCUUUUUUUUUUUUUUCUAAAAACAACUUGUUGGAAAAUUUGUCUCACUAAACUAGUACCUCCAAAUGACAACUUUCAGAAAGUAGGGAUUCUACCACCUCAAAGCAAUUUCUAUGUUAGCCAGUAUGUGUCUGCCCUAGUGUUUCCCUUAUCCAUCCUCUUCAAAGGGUGAUUUCCAUCUGCAGGUGAUGGGAGCUCCCCAGAGGAGUGUUAAUAGCCGCAUGGUUUCACUUUGGUAACCAGGUAAUCAUGUGUAUAUAGAUCCACACCAUUUUAACAUUCUACUACUCUGCAUUUCAGAUUCUUAUGCUACUUUGAAUAUUAUUGGGUUUUGGCAAACAUCAAUGGAUAUGUAUAUGGCAACUGCUUCCUGAGCAAGAGUGAUUUGUUUUAUGGCUGUUCAAGUUGUAAAAUUGUUCUCACAUUGUAGGUAAACAAAAUUUUGUUUUCAAAGGUCACUGUAACUUAUGGUUCAAAUUUCUGGCACAACUUUAUUAGUAUUCACUUCUGAAGCUAAUAAGAUCCAGUUUUCUAUGUUACUCUCAUUGUAACAUCAAUAAAGUGACUUUCAAUAAAAGAUUCAUGUUAUUUUGA
Molecule: messenger RNA, 8941 nt
Organism: Perognathus longimembris pacificus (Pacific pocket mouse)
Lineage: Eukaryota; Metazoa; Chordata; Mammalia; Rodentia; Heteromyidae
Gene: Adam22
Product: ADAM metallopeptidase domain 22
Exons: 32
Coding region: 87-2930 (947 amino acids)
Biological process (GO): proteolysis
Cellular component (GO): postsynaptic density membrane
Molecular function (GO): metalloendopeptidase activity
Source: RefSeq, a predicted model, not a curated record